AUGGCGCAUACGCUGCCCGCCCAGCCACCGGCACCGGCCCCGUCGCUGCUGCUGCUGCCGGCGGCGGCGCCGCACGCGUUGGACGCCGCCGCGGUGCCGCCGGCCCUGCCGGCGAGGCGGCUGCUGCUUGCGACCCACAACCUUCUCGCCUG
This is a messenger RNA of Monoraphidium neglectum, 152 nucleotides long. RefSeq lists its product as hypothetical. The transcript has a single exon. The annotation marks the transcript as partial. Lineage: Eukaryota; Viridiplantae; Chlorophyta; Chlorophyceae; Sphaeropleales; Selenastraceae. The record is from RefSeq and is a predicted model, not a curated record.